Haliotis rufescens (red abalone) is the source of this 4220-nucleotide messenger RNA. RefSeq names its product spectrin alpha chain, non-erythrocytic 1-like. The record is from RefSeq and is a predicted model, not a curated record. Gene Ontology annotation, cellular component: extrinsic component of cytoplasmic side of plasma membrane. Bases 624 to 2807 code for a protein of 727 amino acids. NCBI's taxonomy places the organism in Eukaryota, Metazoa, Mollusca, Gastropoda, Lepetellida, Haliotidae. Gene Ontology annotation, biological process: positive regulation of protein localization to plasma membrane; skeletal muscle contraction; positive regulation of voltage-gated calcium channel activity. Gene Ontology annotation, molecular function: protein binding. The transcript is spliced from 19 exons.
UUCAGCGUACUUCAACAUGUUGUUUUCAUUGAAUACUAGUAGUAGAGUAUCAUCUUGAGAACUGUAAGUGGAGCCCUCACUAACAAAGUUAAUAUUACUGACAUUAUCAACCUAGCUACUUUGCUGGGCUGGAAAAAAAUGUCAAGAAUUUGUCUAGUGAUUGCAAUUGCUAGCUGUGGGGGGUGUUGAUUGUGUAGUCAUCUUGUGUAGUAUGAGAGGAGGACAGGGAAGGAGAACUGCAAUCUUCCAGAGGCUAGCUGGCUGUGUAUAGGACUGUCAUUUCGCAGCAGGCCUUACAACACAGGCCUUACAACACAGGCCUGUGGUGUCAUCUGACUGACAGGAAAGAAGGUGGUAUUUGAAGUGAAGAGAAAAUGGAAACACUGGACUAAAAAUGGCAGGUUAGCCGUAUGAUCCGACGUCAUCAUCUGUGGAUCAAUAUUGGCUGUGCUUGGAGAACUAAUCGGAGCAAGUCGCCACUGCUACUACGACUGUGACUGUCCUUGUGUAGCAGCCAGUGUGCAGUCAGUCAGUGCUUGCUGCUGUUGGUGAGGGAGGAGGUUGUGGCAGUGCCUGAACAGUCGCUGGGAGUACCUGGAUAGCAGGCAACAUCUACACUCAACAUGUCCUCCUCUCAUAAACACUGUUAUGCCUCACUCACCAGCCCAUCCAUGACAGAUGCCAUAAACCUACACAACUACUCAGCACUGAAACUGUCAGUCCUUGUUGCCGAGUUUGCCCAGCAGAUGGCAGCAGCACACGAACACUUCUCCAAAGAGAUUCAGUCUGUUAUUGCCACAUUCCGAAGACGCAACUAUGAUCUCAACAAAGAGAGGCCAGUCGAACAACCCAGCACAAUCUUCAAGGCUUGGGAAUGCCUCCUGCAGGAAUCAGAGAUGGAUGCACAAGCUCACCUUGAUGCAGCAAGCCUGUUGAUCAAGAAUGUUUACAAACCAUUAGAGAUGGUUGCAUCCUACAAGAGCAGCCAGGCACAGAAGCUCUGCUCUUUCAGGGAUAAUUUUGAAAACAUCCUAAGCAAGUCAGAAAAUAGCCUACAACAGGCGGAGCGUGGCUACUACGACACAUACGAGACAUUCAGUGGCUGUACCAGUGUGCAAGGGAGAGAAGCAGCCAAGAAAGAAAUGUACAAUGCUCACAAUGACUACGUCCUUCAACUGAGGGCUUCCAACAAAAUUGUUGACGAGUUCCAUGAAGUAAUUCCACAAGUAUUGGAGGAACUAGAGGAAAUUUACAUUGACACCAGUAACACUAUCAAUGUAGCCAUAGAAAGUCAUGCCCUCUUGCUACUCACCAAGGCCAAAGAACAACAUAGAAGAUAUGAUGAUCUACUAAAGAUCUGUCGCCAAGUAAGCCCUCAUGUGGAUAUAUCCCAUUUUGUCAAAACAAUGUGUCAGGAGCAAGGAGCACCCAAUACAUACAUUCACCACUUCCAACCAGCAGACCUGUCAGUCUCUACCACUGAGGUAGCAAUGAAGAAUCAACUGAUAAUUGAUGGGUACACAGAGCCAAUUAUGAACCACAAGAGAAAAGAGCUCCAGAGAGAGGCUGUGGAACUAGCAUCUUUCAUCAAGCGCAGUCAAGAUGUCACCACCUCACUGAUCAGUAUAUGUCAAAGAAACUUAGCAAACCACAUGUAUGCCAAAGUGUAUGAAACUCAAGAGGACUUGUGCCAUAAACGUAAUGAAAUCCGGGUAGCGAACAUGCAGCUUGCUGGAGUUCGAGCACAGAUGGACAUGGUGAUGCCGAAGCAGAACGGGUCGGUUGUGGAGGGAGUUGACCAGCAAGAGGAAGAGUCUGAUAUGAAACACUCGCAGUCAUCGUCGGCUAUCAAGGGCAUGUGGAAAAAAGCAUUCAAAAACCUCAAGAGCAACGAAAAACAAACAUCAUUGAAGGGAAGUCUGAGAAGGAAAGAUUCAAAGGACCAGGAGGAGGAAGAGUCUGAGGAGAGAGAUGAGAUUGAUCCUGUGUACAGUUUGUUGAAAUGUGCUGCCGAUCUGCCCAAGGCUUCCAAAGUGUGCGGUAUUCAUUCACAAUGUAGCGGUCACCACAGCAAGCAUGGCGGACAUGGGGAUAGCAGUGCCAGCACCUCCAAGACCUCCAGUCCUUCUUCUUCAGCUAGUCACAGUCCCAAAACAAGAAGGAAGAAACUGAAUGCUCGGAUGAAGAGUUUUUCACUCGACACGCCAGACCCACCAAAACAGUUACUGGGCAUAGAUGAGACGACAAAGAAGAAGAGCAGUUCCUUUACUAACACUUGUUUUGGAGGUACAACAGUCACAUCUCCCAACAGUCCAGUUGACACAAUGACAAGCGCCUCAUACAGAAAGAAGCUUGGGUUCAGUCAUCGCUCCAGCUCUCUGGAGAUUGAGGAACGAAAACAUCGAAGUCAUACUCCUUCCCCACUCCAGUCUCCGAAAUCAAAGAGAAAAGACACAGACGUGUAUGUGGUGCUAUAUAACUUCAAAGGAAAGGAAAAAGAUGACAUGGAUCUUAGGGCAGGAUGGAAAGUGAAUCUCAUCAACAGUUCAGAUCCCGACUGGUGGAAGGGUCGGUGCAAUGGGAAAGUGGGCUAUUUUCCAGCAACAUAUGUACAACGUCUCGUGCCUGGGCAGAGGGUCUUCCAAGUGACACACACUAUGAACUUAAGUGAAGGAGACAAUGGAAUGAGACUUCAUAAAGACCAGAUUGUUGUGCAAGUUGGGGAAGAAGUCAAUGGCAUGAUUCAUGUGCAAGCUCCAAACAAGAAGCAGGCAAUGUGUCCGAUGAAGUAUCUACAGGAACUCUGAUGCUACACAGCCAGUAUGGCACUCAGGACAAUUACCGAUCGUAUUCCACAACUUGCCAACUUCACAAAGCAAACUUCCAGAUCUGCAGGACUGUGUUGCACCAAAAGAUAUAUGCAGGUCUUGUAGUGAUGCUUCUAUAGUAGGGAGCAACCAUACAACGAGCUGGGUGUGCAUCUUGUACAGCUAGACUGUCUGUCUCCUGAUAGAUAUACUCCAACACUGAACACACCAGCAUUCCACAGGGCAGGUGGUUUAUGUAACUACAUACCCGAUAGUUCAAAUAAUCAUUAAUUUAUCUACUUUAGAAGGAAGUAGCUGUAUAAACUUUCCGAUUUCAACCGUGUCACCUGUGUCUUUCUUUAUGAUAACGCCAGUGCUCAUCACUUCGUUAUGGUCAGUGCUUAGACACUGGCUUCAUAGUGAUCUCAUGUGCCCACUCAUCCCUGUGUCCACACUUCACACUGUGCCUAAGGGCAUAUGUACCUGACACCUGUACAAGGGAUUCUCAAUGUAAUUGCACAACCAGUGUAAUGUUCAGUUUUUACAGCCUCAUAUAGAUAGAAUCCAGUGUAUGCUUGUUAUGUGUUUUCAUCACUGGAAAUUUGUUAUAAGAUCAGCAUACAACAGACCGGAGUAAUGUGUACCCAUGUGUUGGCAAGUAUAUACAGAUUACAGAGAUAAGUGUUGGGAUCUGCAUGGCCUGAGCCACACCAAUGUGAAUGUAUGUGUCAGAUCUAUGAGAUGACCCCCCCAGCAUUGUGUACAUGGGAUUUGCAUGUGUGUGUUGGAAUAUGCAUAAGAGUGCUUCUCAAUGAUUCACAAAGUUCAGCAGGUCUGAACUGUUUGGAAAGUCAUUAUGUUGAGAUGCAUUCCUUACUGAGGAAGAGGAUUUAUGGAUGUCAACUUCUUUAUUAUGAGGAACACAAUGUUUCGGUGUAUAUACUUACGCCUUCAUCCUGAUGGUAAGUAUAUACUCCGAAACGUUGUGUUCCUCAUCAUAAAGAAGUUGACAUCCAUACAGGAUACAUCUCUUCUUAUGUGUAUCACUUCUAAAUGCCUUUCAAUGACAUUCCUUACUGGUUCCACGCUUUUGUAGCUACAUGUAUUUCACCUGCAGUCUGUUUUUAAGUGUUAUUUAAUUGACACUAACUGGAUAUACCCAUUUACUUAAGUGUUAGUUAGUUGACACCACUUAUGUGGAUAUACCCACUUACUUAAGUGUUAUUUACUUGACACUACUUAUCUGGAUAUACCCACCUACUUAAGUGUUAUUUACUUGACACUACUUAUCUGGAUAUACCCACCUACUUAAGUGUUAUUGAAUUGACACUACUUAUGUGGAUAUACCCACUUACUUCAGUGUUAUUUAAUUGACACUACUUAAUUGGAUAUACCCACUUAAGUGUUAUUUAA